GGCGGGAGAGGGAAGCCGCGACGAGAGUACUGCGCGUGCGCAAACCUAAGAGUGCGCCUGCGAUCCACCUUCUGCUUUGGUUCGGUUGCUCUAGAACGCUGCGGGUGGGAGGCCAAGCCUGAGGCCAGCCUCUUCUGUCUGACUAGACUCUAAGCUCCAUGAAGACAGAGGCUCGCUCUCUCCCACCUCGCGUCACUCGUGUCGCGUGGCAUGUCGAACCACGCAGGCACCCUCAUAAAAAUCAGUUGAAAAAUCCAAACGUUCCAGGGAUGAGUACCACUUGGAUCACGUUACUGGCAGUGCGUCGGAGGGAACAGAUGUUCCCAUUCAAAUCCACGAAACUGGAAACAUGAGAAAACAACAAUCAUGACAUUGAUUGAUAGUGAUAUUUACUGUGUCAGACCGCGUCAGCUCAGCUAGAAGACAGACGUGCAUACGGUAGUCUUUACAUUUGAUUUCAAAGAUUCUCAAAUGCCUAAAUAACGUCGCUGAACUUGGAUCCUAAUUCUUGCUUGAUACGCUGUUCAGUGUUUCUUUAUCGAAUUACAUCCCCGUUCUUUUGAAUGUCACGCUCAAGACCUCUCCUUCCGAGAAGGCAGUGCCUCUGGGGCUUCCAAGAUAUUUUCAGUUUGAAAAAAUUUAUCAGGGGCGCCCGGGUGGCUCGCUCGGGCAGCGAGCAGGCAGAGCCCUCUGCAUGAGGCCCUUGGCUUGCUUUUACUGGGCCACAGCCCUGGCCAGAAUAUGGCCAGUGCCAGGGGGCCCCAGGCCUUGGGAGAAGCAGGCGCUGCUCGCGCCGACAGCAGCAGUCACUGUGGUGCAGGUGGCAGGCAAAAAGGACCGCCCCGCUCUGCCUCCCCUGGAGGAGAGGGACCUUGAAGAGCAGUUCGUGAAAGGGCACGGCCCAGGGGGCCAGGCCACCAACAAAACCAGCAACUGUGUGGUGUUGAGGCACGUCCCCUCCGGCAUCGUCGUCAAGUGCCAUCAGACAAGAUCGGUCGAUCAGAACAGAAAGCUCGCUCGGAAAAUCCUCCAAGAGAAACUGGAUAUUUUCUACAAUGGUGAAAACAGUCUUGUUUACAAGGAAAAACAGGAGGCAGAGAGGAAAAAGCAAGAGAGGAAAAAAAGAGCAAAGGAAACCCUAGAGAAAAAGAAGCUGCUGAAAGAACUCUGGGAAGCAAGUAGAAAUGUCCACUGAGAAAGAACCGAAGAUGCUUUUCUGUUGGUUGUUUUUGUUCUUAAGACUUCCAUCCAGCGUGGGGCUUGAACUCACAACCCCGAUCCCGAGAACAAGUCGCACGCUCUUCAGGUACCCCUGAAAAAAAUCACAGAUUCUAACUAAAGAACCUGCAGAUGCAGGGGCAUCUGGGUUGCUCAAUCACUUAAGCAUCCGACUGUUGACCUAAGCUCAGGUCAUGAUCUCAAGGUCGUGGGAUCAAGCCCUGCAUCGGGCUCCAUGCUGGGCUGGGAACCUGCUAAGAGUCUCUCUCCGUCUCCAUCUGUGCCCACACUCCCUCUCCCGCCCCGCUCAUGCUUGCACACUCCGUCUCUCUAAAAAACUAAAUAAAAUAAAAUAAAAUAAAAUAAAAUAAAAAAUAAAAGAACCUGCCAGAUGUUUCCGAGGAAUAAUGGUGGGGAGUUCCAUCCAUCAUCUCAAGCAUUACUCUAGGAUUUCUGUAUUUCUGACACACUUAAUAUUUUUAAAUCAAAAUUUUUUAAAUGGUGGACUAAACUGUGACGAAUAAAGACACAACAUUUGGAGAGUUAAACUAUAAAGAGACACACAGAAAAGACAUUGCUGUAAAAGGACAGCGGCUAUUUUUUCUGUGGGGCGGAAAGGGGUCAUCAUGAUAGGACACCCAGAGGGGCUGUGGAUGGCUGACAAAGUUCUUUCUGGACCUUGGGGGGGUAGUUACAAAGAUGUCACUGUAUUUUUUUAAACUGCGUAUUUGUGUGAUUGUCUUGUUUUAUUAUCAAAGGUUAAAAAUAAAACUUUUUGAAAAAAGCAUUAAUAA
This is a messenger RNA of Mustela lutreola (European mink), 2012 nucleotides long. It is a transcript of the gene MTRFR, whose product is annotated as mitochondrial translation release factor in rescue. Gene Ontology annotation, cellular component: mitochondrion. Gene Ontology annotation, biological process: translational termination. The transcript has 4 exons. The record is from RefSeq and is a predicted model, not a curated record. Bases 695 to 1195 code for a protein of 166 amino acids. Lineage: Eukaryota; Metazoa; Chordata; Mammalia; Carnivora; Mustelidae. Gene Ontology annotation, molecular function: translation release factor activity.